CAGAAAUAUAUUGUGAAUGACAAAUCAUUGGCAUGUAACACACAACUUGUAGAAUUUUUUUUUUUUAAAUGUUUACCAGCCUUUUCCAUGAAUAAACAAUGUCGAUGACAGGCCGUAGAGCUUUUGCCAGUAAAAUAAUCAAAGAUAGCAAUGUCGAUAUUCGUCAUAGGUUGGCCAAGAUUUUAGCUGCCGCAUCAACUACAGCAUCAGUUAUCACGAAUAAUAAUAACAACAACAAUAGCAACGGUGAUGAGGAUUGUUUUGAUGAAAAAGCCAUGAUGACAAUCCUGUGUCAUCAGAAUGCCAUCAGCGAAGAAAAUUCGACAAUCAAUUCAAUAAACAACAGUUUAUAUGGUGACACUUGGAUCAAUGAUCUGGUCGAUCCUAUUGAUGAUUAUGAAGAUUUUGUCGCAAAACAUUCGGCUCGUAUUGCCGAACAGCUACGUUCAGUAUUACUAUUUCCAUUUGAUGAUGUUAUGGUUGAAAAAUAUCAACCACCAAUACGAACAUUAGAACCAGAAUCUUUGCCCGAAUUCCAUAAUCUUAAAAUAUCCGAAGAUCCCUACAUCCAAUGUAUUGGUGCAUGUAAUCUGAAAUCAUUGAUUGUCAUUAAACGAUAUGAAAAGAAUGUCGCCACAUUGGAUCUGAAAUUGGAACGAAAAGAACGUUUCAAACAGCUGAAACGUCAACACUAUGAAGUGGAUUCGAAAUGUUCAUCGCGAACAAAUAAUGAAUCAUUAUCGGUGAUUGAAUCACAAACACCAAACACAAUAUAUUCGUGUUCAACAUUGUCGACAAGGAAUACACCUCGUCCUCAAUCACUGAUUUCAUCAUCAUCCACCAUACGACCACCAUUAGCAUCGGAUGAAGAGGAUUUUAUCGCCGAUGAUGAUAAUGAUGAUGGUGGUGGUGUUGUUGGUGAUGGUGAUGGUGAUGGUGAUGAUGAACGAGGCUCUCGUACACCAUUAGCCAUAGAGUAUUCAAGUGAACAAAACGAACCAAAUAUUUGUGAUAACAUUACCCUUCACCAGAAUCGUAAUAGCUGGACAUUUAUCGAUGCCGAACAACUUAAUGAUGAUGAUGAUGAUGAUAAAUCAAUUUUGAAUAGAAAACAAUUGUUUUUCAUCAAAAAUGCUCAAAACACCGAUGCUCAUAUACAGAAUAUUUUGGAAAAAAAUUAUGAUCAAUAUUUCACUCAAGUUCACGUGAAGAAUUGUGACCUAACCGCCGAACAACAGGACAACGAUGCACUUGCUCUAUUUUGUCUUUAUCGAUUGCAACAGUCAGAUGAUGUCAUUGAACACAGGCCAUUGAUAUCACCGCCAUCCGAUGUUCCUCGUUAUCGCUUUCGACUGAAAUGCCUUUCACUCGAAAUGGAUGUUCCUAUUGAGCCGUUGUUUGCUUCGAUAGCAAUCUAUGAUUCGAAAGCAAAGAGAAAAAUAACGGAAAAUUUCCAUUUCGAUCUCAAUUCAGAAUCAAUGAAACAUUUACUACAAUCGCAUGUAUCGUAUCAAGAUUUGUCGACAUUAUCGAAAUCGGCCAUUUUUAGCCUAAGUCAUCUUAGUCCUGACAUGUAUUUUGUGAUUAAAUUGGAGAAAAUAUUUCAGAGCGAUAUAAAUGAUCUGAUUGAAACAUACCAACGACCACCGGAUGAUUCGAACAAAAUGGAAAAAUUGAAAAUGGCCAUCAAAAACAAUUGUGAACGUUUAGGCCGUUAUCGAAUGUUUUUCGCCUGGGCAGUGUUUCCAUUGGUCGAUGUAUUGGGCAAUUGUUUUGGAACUACAGCAACAACGCCUGCCGAUAAAGAAGGUGGUGAAUCAAUGUUGAAUGGUAACCGUAACAGUUCGAAUAGUUUGGAUAGUCUUAAAAGGAUCGCCAAUGAAUGUACAUCCAGCUUUGUGCGAAAAGGUUCGCUCGAAAGGCAUUUGACAAUGACGUCAAAUAUUUCCAAUUAUUCAUCAAAUUCGGCCAUUUCAACCACAUCGAAUUAUUCUACGAUGGAUAAACGAUCCACUUCGAUGACAUCGGAAGAUUUGUGUCAAGCAUAUAGUCAAUUCAAACCGGUGACAAUAACAAGCAGAAUUUUCUAUCGUCAUGAGGCUGAAAAAUUCAGCGAUGAAGAUCUCUAUAAAUUCCUGGUCGAAUUCGGACGUUCAUCACUCAACUCUAAACGUGUUCGCCACAUACCCAGUACAUUCAAACUGGACAUUAGUCCGAUUCGUGAUGAGAAUUCAAUCAAAUGUCGCGUCAAUCCUGAAUUGGUUCGUCUCCAUCCGUACACCGAUGAUCGUGCCAGUCCGAUCAAAGAGAUUCUUGAAUUUCGAGACCUAUUGAUACCGCACCAGGAACAUCGUAAUCUUCUUUAUGUGUAUCCAAGAAGUGUCAAUUUCACAUCCAGACAAAAUUCAGCACGAAAUGUAACGGUCAAAGUACAGAUACUGUCAUCGGAGGAGAAAUUCAGUGCCAUGUGUGUGAUUUUCGGUAAAUCAAGUUGUCCAGAGUACUUGUCCGAAGCAUACACAUCAAUCAAUUAUCACAAUCGUAAUCCGAAUUUUUCCGAAGAAUUCAAAAUACGUUUGCCAUCACAGCUGAAUAAACAGACACAUUUAUUGUUCACGUUCAUUCAUGUGCAUACAAAACCUAAAAACGACGUACCAAUCGAUGAAAUUGUGGGCUAUUCAUGGCUACCAUUACUACGUGAUGAUUGUCUUCAAACCGGAACGUUUUCAUUGCCCAUCGUUUCGGAAAUGCCUACAGCCGGUUAUUCGUUUCUCAACCCGAAUGACAUGGAAGCAAUGGCCAAUCUCAAAUGGAUUGAUAACCGAAAACCAUUGUUUGUAGUUCACAUUGAUUCUUAUUCGAGCAUAUUUGCGCAAGAUGCUCAUGUGGAUCGUUUUUUUCGAAUCACAUCUUUGCUAGAAAGCCACAAUCAAAUGUCUAGUUUGUUACAUUCGGAUAAUUUGUAUGAAGAAUUUUGUCUAGCCAUCACUGGUCUACAGAAUUCGAAUAUUGAUUCGCUGGUGAAAUUUGUUCACAUCAUAUUGAAUCGAUUAAUAAUGCUCAUGGUUAGACCGCCAUCAUCUUUGUUCACCAUCAAUGAAUUCAAGAACAAAGUUUCCAAACAAUUCAAAUCAUUAGUAUUCGAAACAUUGGUUUCAAUCGUGGCCAAAAUAAACUCGAAACUUUAUGCCGGUGAUUAUCACCUCAUGCGAUCCGGUAUUGUGGCCACAUUCAUUCACUAUCAAGCAAUUUUCCCACAACCAGAAACAAACAACCACCAUCAUCAUCAUCAUCAUCAUCAUCCCGGUGAUUCGCAUGAGAAAAACCAGGAAGAAAUAUCAAAAUCAACGUUCCACGAGGAGAUUGUCAUGCAAUGGCUGUCUAAAGAACAUUCGAACGAAUCGACCAUGGAAAAUCUGUACAAAUAUUCGUUUUUGUUUUUUGAUUUGAUUUUCAAAAGCUUGUGCAUCACCGUUUCGUUGACAUCAAACUCGAAAAUUGUACCUCGUUUACCGGUUGAUCGAUAUCUGAAGAAUAACCUAAACAGAUUGGUUCAUAGAAUUGGUGAUUAUAUGGUUCAACAAAUUCGAGCCAAACAUAGACAUCAUCAUUAUCAGCAGCAAUCGGUGACAACAAUGGUGCAUUCACCUUUGAAUCAAUCAUUUUCGGCCAGUGUUCUUAAUGGUUCGUUAGCAUUUUUCAUCCGUGAUCUUCUUUCAAUCGUCGAUCGACAUUAUGUGUUUAGUGUGAUUAAAAUUUAUCUGACUAAAAUUAGUAACGCUUCAACAGUGUCCGUCUUUCCCACGUCAUCAUCGAUCAGUAACAAAGAAAUGGACUCGAAUGACAAGAAUCGACAGGCGAAAAUUAAUGACGAAUUGUUUGAAAUGAAAGUAUCAUUCCUGCGAAUCAUCUGUGGUCACGAACAUUUUGUCGCUCUUAAUCUUGCAUUCGGAACGCCGUUGUUUGCUGCGUUGGAACAAAGUUCCAAUGUCAACAAUUGUAAUGCCAAAUUUUCACCAUCCUUUUCGUUGACCAAAGAAAUGUUGGACAGUAACAUUUUUUCAAAUUUAAUAUUUGAUCGUAUUCGACCCUAUUCCGAAUUGACUGAUGAUUACCGACGACAACAUUGGCUCAUUGGUCUAGUGUUCUGUGUCCUACUAGAGUCAUUCACUAUGCCCAAAGACUGGCUCCAGAAUCGUGCUGCCGAUCUGAUACAAUCCAUACUAAAUGCAUUCGAUUGGGAUCAUCGUUUCAAGGAUGUCAACAUCAGACAUCGAGCGGCUUGUCUAUUUUUACCUCUGAUUGGCAUCAUGAUCGAUGUUAUUGAUCACUUACACGACACGAAAGAUAAUUGUUUCUAUUCGGCUUGCGAAAGUCGUAAACGAAAAAUAGCCAAUUCAUCCAAAACACAACUACGUCACGAUCAAUUGGACAGCUAUGGAUCAUUGUUCAUUGAGAAUUCAAUCGCCAUGGCCAUUGGAUCAUCAUCUUCAUCCACACAGAACAACAGUUGUUCCAGUGGCCACAAGUUAUUAUCGCCUAGCAAUUAUCGGCAAACACUUUCAUAUCAGCCAAUCAACAAAGAAGCCACUGAGACAUUGUUGUCAUGUCUGAUGUGGACCAUCGGCAAUGUCGAUCAUGGUUUGUUCAUUCAAUAUCUGAAUGAAUUUUCCAAUGAACGUUUGUUGGCAUUUCUGGAAUUGCUUCGAAUAGCCAUGAGAGUUUUCGAAUAUCAAGGUGCCAAACAUAUACGAAAACAUUCAUUCCAGAAAUUGGACGACGCUGUUCGAAAUGGACCAGCUCGCAAAGAAUUGAUUCGUCGUCGAGAUUACUCGCAAAGUUUUGCACCAGCCGACCACAGUACAAAUAAUGGUGGGGAUUUGAAAUUGCGCUGGAAACGUGGAUCGACCAUAACUCGAUAUCAUCAUUCCAUUUAUGAUGAUGAUUCGACCAAUGAAAUGGUCAACUACGAAGAGGAAAUUAUCCUUGAAGGCCAUCUAUGCACGAUGAUCAAUCUGAUAGUGCUCGAUUCAAUCACAUUGAUUGUGAACAUUUUCCGACAACGUAUCAAAUGCAACUCUAGUUUCAUCGCCAAUCCAUCAUCAUCAUCAUCAUCAUCAUCGACAACAACAUCAUCAUCGUCGACAAGUUUAUGUUUGAAAAACAAAUACGGUAAUGAUGAAUUUGUCGUGGCAAGUGCAUUACAUGCAUUGCUUCAGUUGUUUUCGUUGAAACAAAGUAGCCGAGUGUUGGAAGCCGCUUUCGAUUCACAACGGGCUAUCCUGCAUCAUUUUCCCGAAUUACUUUUUAUCGAUGGUUUGCCAGAUGUAGAGUUUUGUUCGGAACUAUGUUACCUGCUGCUGAAACAUUGUGCAUCACAAACACUGGCCAUUCGAGCAAAUGCAUCGGCAUCGAUUUAUCUACUGUUGCGGCAAUAUUAUCAAUCUAGUGGCCAUUAUUCGCGUAUCAAAAUCCAGAUAACAAUGUCAUUGAGUCAACUGGUUGGAACUAGUCUCACUUUCAAUGAAAUCAACAUCCGUAAUGCGUUGAACAACAUUCUGUUGUAUGCCUUGAAUGAUGACAGUGUACGGGAAACACAAUUUCCGAAUCAGGUACGAGAAUUGGUAUACAAUCUGAUCAUGAUACUGUCGGACACGAUGCAGAUGAAAGAAUAUGAAAAGGAUUCAUUAAUGUUGCUUGACCUGAUGUAUCGAGUGGCCAAAGGUUAUCAGAACUCACCUGAACUACGAAUCACUUGGCUGGAGAAUAUGGCCAAAAAACAUUUGGAAUUAUCGCAAAAAGUUGAAGCUGCACAAUGUCUUGUUCAUGCAGCGGCACUUGUGUCCGAGUGUUUGCAUAAAAUGUCACGUAAAAGUUAUCUGCCCGUUUCCUGUGCUGCAUUUCAACGCGUGUGUCCCAAUGUCUUUGAAGAAAGUCUGCACUCAAAUUCGGACAUAAAUAUCGAUAAAGUGAGUUUUAUUGGUUUCAAAGAGGAUUUUGAAGCAAAAAAAGGCGUACAGUCACUGAAUGCAGCAUUGAAUGAAUCCGGUCUGAUUGCAUUGCUGGAACGUGCGGCCGAACAUUUCGAUGUCAGCGGAAUGUAUGAAGCUGUGAAUGAAAUUUACAAAUUGUUAUUGCCCAUCCAUGAGACUCAUUACAAUUACAAGGAAUUGUCCCGCAUACAUGACCGGCUGCACAAGGUUUUCAUCAAGAUUGAACAACAAGAAGGAAAGAGAGUGUUUGCCACCUAUUUUCGUGUCGGCUUCUAUGGGAAACUUUUCAACGAUCUCAAUCAAAAGGAAUUUAUAUACAAAGAACCUUUUCUCACCAAAUUGCCAGAAAUUGCCAAUCGCCUUGAAACAUUUUAUGGCAAAUGUUUCGGGUCCAAAAACGUCGAAGUGAUCAAGGAUUCAAACAAUGUGGACAUGUCCAAAUUGGAUGCUAACAAAGCGUACAUUCAGAUAACCUAUGUGGAACCGUAUUUUGAUUCGUGGGAAUUGGAAUCACGUAAAACUUGUUACGAACGAAACUACAACAUCAAACGAUUCAUUUAUUCCACUCCAUUCACGAUGGAUGGUCGAGCACAUGGACAGCUUUAUGAACAAUAUAAACGCAAGACCAUUCUUUCGGUGGAACAUGCGUUUCCAUAUGUAAAGACCAGGAUAGUGGUCAAAAAUCGACAUCAACAUUCAUUGCUGCCGAUCGAGGUGGCCAUUGAAGAUUUCAAAAAGACCACUGAAUUGGCCCAUGCAGCCAAUCAAGAACCGGUGGAUGCUAAAAUAUUACAAAUGGUACUGCAGGGUUGUGUGGGCACCACCGUCAAUCAAGGUCCGGCCGAAAUUGCCUUUGUAUUCCUGAGUGAUGAGCCGAAUAUACCGGCUGGUUAUCAACGACCAACUUUGCCAUUGAAAGAUAGUCUGCGAGUGGCAUUCAAAGAUUUUUGUGCCAGAUGCGGUGAGGCUUUGACCAAAAAUCGUCAACUCAUCAAUGGACAACAAGAACAACAAAUUGAAUAUCACAAAGAAUUGGAACGAAAUUUCUGUCGACUAACCGAAAAAUUGGCUCCACUAAUGGGUCUUGCAAAUGCGAAACACUCGCAAGCGCUUCUACAGGAUACCUAUUUUCGUCCCGGAUUUACCAGGAGUACUACUACUACUACUAAUAAUAAUAAUAAUAGCAGUCCAACAAUCAAAGGUAUGAAUGGUUUCGGGCGACAAUCUCGUAUCUGAUCUCAAUUUUUUGAACAAAAUUUUUGUAUCGCCCAAUUUUUGCAAUUUAUUUUUUGUAUUUAUUGAUCUAGUCAAAUUUUUUUAAAAAUUAUUU
Dermatophagoides farinae (American house dust mite) is the source of this 7323-nucleotide messenger RNA. RefSeq names its product dedicator of cytokinesis protein 6-like. NCBI's taxonomy places the organism in Eukaryota, Metazoa, Arthropoda, Arachnida, Sarcoptiformes, Pyroglyphidae. The record is from RefSeq and is a predicted model, not a curated record. Gene Ontology annotation, biological process: positive regulation of GTPase activity; small GTPase-mediated signal transduction. Gene Ontology annotation, molecular function: guanyl-nucleotide exchange factor activity.